GGCCGGCCUUGAAAGUGUAGUAGCUGUUGCGGUUAUAGUCCGAGAUUUUCUCGCCCUUCUUUUAUUUAUAUAUAUAUAUUCCUUGCCAUUUCAAAUAGGCUUCUCUCAGGGAGAGAGGAGAGAGGGAUUUCUAGUUGAGAGAGAUUUCCGGAUUAGAUAUCGGGCGUUUCCGAAAUUUUCUCGAGCUCUUCGGAAAAAGAAUUCUGGGUUUUUUGCACGUUAAAGUUUCUCAUCAUUUUGGUUUUUUUAGAUUCUCAGUUUUUUGGAGGUUUCUGGAGAUUUUAUUCGUUUUUCGUUAGAGAUUUGACGAUUUUGGUGUUUUGACUGCGAUUUGAAGGUUGUGAGGUCUUCUGCGGAGAAAUCGUGGUUUUUUUUUUCCUGUAUGUUUUGAUCGUUUUCUGCUGACAAAUUUGGGGAUUUCUUUAGUUUUUUAGUUUUUUUGCUGAGGAAUUUGGAGUUUCCCACAGAUUUUUUUUUUUUUUUUUCAUUUUCGGGUUGAGGUUUGAAGAAUCUGUAGAUUUUGAGAUAUACGGCGGAGAUUUGAAGGUUUUGAGGUUUUCUGCGGAGAAAUUCGGUGUUUACUGUAGGUUUUUAUUAUAUUCUGUUGAGAGAUUUGCGGAUUUCUGUAGAUUUGGGGCAUUUUUGAGGAAGUUUUUGGAGAUUUAUGUAGAUCUCUAGCUUUUUUGGAGGAAACGUUUGAAAUUUCUGGAGAUCUUGAUCUUAUCGGAGGAGUGAUUUGGCGGAUUCUGUUGUCAGUUUGUCUAGUGUUUGAAUCGGUGGUGGAAUGGUGGUUAAGAUGAUGAGAUGGCGGCCAUGGCCGCCUCUUAUUUCAAAGAAAUUCGAGGUCAAGCUUGUUCUUCUCAGGCUCGAAGGAUUUCCUCAUUUGGAGGAGGAGGCAGAGGGCGAAAAGAGGCUGCAGUCGGACAUGGCGAGGUUGAUGGUGGAGGUCCGAUGGAAAGGGCCGAAGCUCGCCUUGACCUCUUUGAGGCGGACGGUGAAGAGGAACUUCACCAAGGAAGAGGAUUUGAGGAGCAGUGGCAUUGUCGAAUGGAAUGAGGAGUUUCGGAACAUCUGUACCCUUUCAGCUUACAAGGAGGGUGUGUUCCAUCCAUGGGAGAUUACUCUCACGGUUUUGAAUGGAUUGACUCAAGGUUUGAAGAACAAAACCUCUGUUAUUGGAACAACUUCGUUGAACCUUGCAGAGUUUGUGUCUGUGGCUGAAGGAAAGGAUCUAGAAGUAAAUGUUCCUCUGCCUCUGCUGGACAGGACAGCGGAGCCUCAUCCAUCUAUUUGUCUAUCACUGAGCUUAUUGGAGUUGAGAACUGCCCUGGAAUCAUCAGGACCGGUGCAGAGAUCAAUAGUGCCUGUCCCAUUGUCGCCUCGCCCUGGUGACGCUCUCUCGGAAGAGAAAGAUGAGCUUUCCGCUCUCAAAGCUGGACUGAGAAAAGUAAAAAUACUCACAGAAUAUGUAUCAACUCGAAGAUCCAAAAAGCCAUGCCGGGAGGAUGAGGGUAGCGAUGGGAGGUGCUCUGGUAGGAGUGAGGAUGCUGAAUAUGCGUAUCCAUUUGACUCAGAUUCUCUUGAUGACUUUGAGGAAGGAGAAAUGGAGGAUGGCAAGGAGGAUUCUAGUUUUAGGAAGUCAUUCAGUUAUGGUACACUGGCUUCUGCAAACUGUGCGGGAGGGUCCUUUUACUCCGAAAUGAGAAUAAAUGGGGAAGAUGAGGAUUGGGUUUACUACAGCAACCGCAAAUCGGACGUUGGUUGUGUGCAUGUUGAGGAAACAACAUCAUCCAUCCCUGACCAUUCUCUGUUGCAGACUUCGAAACGAAGCAUCCUUUCUUGGAGAAAGAGGAAGCUCAGCUUCAGAUCUCCUAAAGCAAAAGGGGAGCCUCUAUUAAAGAAAGCUUAUGGGGAAGAAGGCGGUGAUGACAUCGACUUUGAUCGCCGGCAGCUGACAUCAUCUGAUGAAUCUCUUGCCUUAGGGUGGUAUAAGGCUGAUGAUGAUGCAGCUGGAAACCGGUCGUCGGUUUCUGAAUUUGGAGAUGACAACUUUGCCGUGGGCAGUUGGGAGCAGAAGGAGCUGAUAAGCCGCGACGGGCACUUGAAGCUCUGCACCCAAGUGUUCUUUGCAUCCAUUGAUCAGCGAAGUGAGCGGGCUGCUGGCGAGAGUGCUUGCACCGCCCUGGUUGCUGUCAUUGCCGAUUGGUUCCAAGCCAACAAAGACGAGAUGCCCAUCAAGUCCCAGUUUGACAGCCUGAUCAGAGAGGGCUCGCUCGAGUGGAGAAAUCUCUGCGAGAAUGAGACGUACAGGGAGCGGUUCCCGGACAAACACUUUGACCUCGAGACUGUCCUGCAGGCGAAGAUCCGCCCGCUCUCCGUUGUCCCUGAAAAGUCCUUUGUCGGGUUCUUCCAUCCAGAAGGCAUGGAUGACGGCUUUGACUUCCUACAUGGCGCAAUGUCCUUUGACAAUAUCUGGGAUGAGAUCAGCCGUGUGGGGUCGAGCUACCCCAUCGAUAGUGGCCCACACAUCUACAUUGUCAGCUGGAAUGACCACUUCUUCAUUCUCAAGGUUGAGCCUGAAGCUUACUACAUUCUGGACACACUGGGGGAGAGGCUAUAUGAAGGGUGCAACCAGGCAUACAUCUUGAAGUUUGACAGGGACACAUUGAUCCACAGAUUACCGAAUGAAGGGAAGCCAGACGAGAAGGGCAAACCUGCCACAUCUGAUCGCCAGGUGGCUGUUGUGGAACCUGUGAAUGUGUCCACCCAACCAAAAAUGAAGGAGGCGCCAGUGGCCACAAGCACAUCAGGAAAGCUGGAAGGGACGGGAAAUGGAGAUGGAGAAGAGGAGGUAUUGGUGUGCAAAGGGAAGGAGUCCUGCAAAGAGUACAUCAAGAGCUUCCUGGCUGCGAUUCCCAUACGGGAAUUGCAGGUUGAUAUUAAGAAGGGCCUGAUGGCUUCGACACCACUCCAUCACCGCCUACAGAUUGAGUUUCAAUUCACAGAGUUGUCUCAGCCAAUGAUGAUGGUUGCAUCUCCCACAGUGGAGGCUGCUGCGACGGAAACCACGGUGGAGGAUUGAAGAGUUGUAUAGGUCGUAGGUAUGUGUGAUUAUCUUUGUUGCGUUUGGGUUUUUGCUUUUUUAGGUUUUAAUCUCUAAUCAUCUGAGAGACGAAUGGGGGGAAAAUAGCUACAGAGGGUAGUGCCCAUUUAUAGUGUGUGGUUUUUGGAGGCAGAGCUGUGUGUGUGUGUGUGGUGUAGUGGGAUCUUUGAAAAAUGUUCUGAUCCUGACUUUGGUCUUUUUGCGGGUUUCUUGUAAAUGACUGUUGAUUCAAGUUACCAGGUUUUUUUUUUUUUUCCUUUCCUUUUCCUUUUCUUCUUCUAAUGCAUGUGUUUGGAUUCGCAGAAUAUGCUUUUUUCCCGGGAGAUGCUAUUUUAAGAUAACUGUUGAAAAGGAAAUGACGUUUUU
Magnolia sinica is the source of this 3469-nucleotide messenger RNA. RefSeq lists its product as uncharacterized. NCBI's taxonomy places the organism in Eukaryota, Viridiplantae, Streptophyta, Magnoliopsida, Magnoliales, Magnoliaceae. The transcript has 4 exons. The record is from RefSeq and is a predicted model, not a curated record. Bases 785 to 3082 code for a protein of 765 amino acids.